Ricinus communis (castor bean) is the source of this 2345-nucleotide messenger RNA. RefSeq names its product ubiquitin carboxyl-terminal hydrolase 3. The record is from RefSeq and is a predicted model, not a curated record. NCBI's taxonomy places the organism in Eukaryota, Viridiplantae, Streptophyta, Magnoliopsida, Malpighiales, Euphorbiaceae. The transcript is spliced from 10 exons. Bases 121 to 831 code for a protein of 236 amino acids. Gene Ontology annotation, molecular function: cysteine-type deubiquitinase activity. Gene Ontology annotation, biological process: ubiquitin-dependent protein catabolic process; protein deubiquitination. Gene Ontology annotation, cellular component: cytoplasm.
CCAGCCAAAACCUUUUUAUAUGAAGGAAGCAAAGGAAUACUUGUUCUCUGCGUCACAAUUCUAUUCUCUUUGUUUGAUUUUCGGCUUUUCGAUCAAUUCUAAAGAAACCUUAAUAAAAAAAUGGCAACAAUAGACGAAAGUCCCUCUGCUAAACGCUGGCUUCCUCUUGAAGCUAAUCCAGAUGUUAUGAACCAGUUUCUUUGGGGAUUAGGUGUGGUCGAGAGUGAAGCAGAGUGUUAUGAUGUUUAUGGUUUAGAUGAGGAACUUUUGGAAAUGGUUCCAAAGCCUGUCCUUGCUGUGCUUUUUCUCUAUCCGAUUACUCCUCAGAGUGAAGAGGAAAGAUUGCAGCAGGAAGGUGUGAAACAAGAACCUAGCAAUAAAGUUUAUUUCAUGAAACAAACUGUGGGUAAUGCCUGUGGCACAAUAGGGCUUCUUCAUGCUGUUGGGAACAUCACUUCUGAGAUUAAUCUUGUCGAGGAAUCAUUCUUGGAUAGGUUUUUCAAAUCCACUGCAAGAAUGGAUCCAAUGGAGCGUGCUACAUUUCUUGAGAAUGACAGAGAGAUGGAAGUUGCUCAUUCUGUGGCAGCCACAGGUGGUGAUACAGAGGCUUCAGACAACGUGGACACUCAUUUUAUCUGUUUCACAUGUGUGGAAGGGAAACUUUUUGAACUUGAUGGAAGAAAGUCAGGACCAAUAUCGCAUGGUGCAUCCUCACAAGGCAGCUUAUUGCAGGAUGCAGCCAAAGUCAUAAGGGACAUGAUCCAGAAGAAUCCGGAUUCCCUCAACUUUAAUGUUAUUGCCAUUUCAAAGAAAGCUGAGGGUGCAUUUUAAGGUAAGACCAGGCUGAGCCAAAGGAGCACCUUUUCUUACUUUGAUGAGAGCUAACGAGUUCCCCUUUUCUAAUCUUCCAUUAGCAAGAGGUAUCCUUUUCUUCCAACAAAUUGAGCUACCAUAAAUGGCAGCGGCACACAUACAAUCUUGCAAGCAGGAAGUCUUGCACUCCUCUACACUGUAGGGGCUCAGUCUUUCAUAAUCUCCUAAAGGCCAAUUCACAUAUUGGAGCUCCCGGAAUUCAUAUAAAUCUUCCAUAUUCUCUGAUGCAUCAGCAACUCCACAACCUAGAGGAAAAUCUGGCUUGCAGCCCCCAAACAGAUUAUUUUGAUCAAUGAAUGAAUAUCCAAGUGGGCAUGUGCAAUUAGGUCUUCCAUUUACUUCCGUGCAGAUGCUAUUGUAACCACAGGCACCACUACCUAUCCCGUUGAAAAUGGCAGAGCAAAUAUCUUGCGGUAUGUAUUGCACAAUUGACCAGCUGCGAUCACUGCCGGAGCCCUUAGGACACACAUACUGCGUGAGAACUCCAUUAUAAUCAAGUGUUGCUCGAUAGUAGUUUCCUGCCAAACUAGGUGCUGUGUCCUGCUGCUGCCAUGGGAGUCGAACGGUAACUCCAUCUGUCUUCACCAUGUAGAUAUCUGAUUGAUUGAAGACAAGUUGAUAACCGGAUACAGAAGAAUCGGAAGAAGAAGUUCCACUACUAAAAUAUGCACCGUAUUGCACUUUAGUUGGCCAUCCAACUGGACUGAGUUGCAGGUCACCAUUCAAGAAGUACAGCUGAAACCGUCCUCUCGAAUAAUUGGUUUCUGCGAGCCUAGAAAAGAGAAAGGUGCCUGGUUCCAGGGCUUGAGAAGGCAGGAUGGUGUCUGUGGGAUUCUUAAAGCUCUCCCACAGGUAAUCAGAAUUGUUAUCAACGAGAACAAAGUUUCCUGUGUCAAGCAUAGCAGCAUAGGAAACAGUUGCAGUUUGUUGUUCCCAUAUUAGCUGACCUCCAGGAUCAGUAAGUAGAAGGCCAUUUACAGAAACCUCCAGCUUCGAUCCCUGUUGCGCUGGUUUAUCUCCAUUCGCAUCCCAAACAAUUGUUUUAUCAGGAAUUUUGUCAAACCAGAUAGCAAGCAAGAAAAGGUUUGUAUUGACAAGUUUGUGGAAACCAAAAGCAAAGUCUCCAGAAGGUGAAGUCCAUGAAGGGCUGUUGUUAUUUGCAACUAACGAGGAGCUCAAGGUGAUGUUCUGCUGGGCAGAAAGUGGUGGUAAGAGAAAGAGAAUGAGAACGAUGAGUUUGGAAACAACCAUGGAUUUGCAAAACGAAGAGCUUGAAGAUACAGAGGAUCAAGUCUUCUAUGAAGUCAAUAAGCUUGAAAGAGCUCUUUCCUCUCUUUUUAUUAUUAUUAUUAUUUUUUAAAUUUUCCUUUCUUUAUUUGGGUCAAAAGACUUAAAGUCAAUUUCUAACCUAAUUUUUCCUUUCAUCGUCAGCAUUUAACACCCAUUGAAUAUGAUCUACAUAAUUUUAACAU